UUCUCUCUCUCUCUCUCUCUCUCUCUCUCUCUCUCUCUCUCUCAAAUCAAAUCUUCGAAACCUCAAUUUGAACAACAGAAAGAUCGUUUCGUUUCGUUUCAGCCAAUCUGAUUGAAUCGGGUAUCAUGCUUGUGAUUCAGUAAUCGAAAAUUCUUGUUGAGGAACCCUUUUUCAUUAGAUGCAAACAUCCCAGAAAAGUCGAAGCUCAGGAGCAGCCAUCCACAGGUUGUAUCACCAACCAGACCAAGUUGAACCUUUCUGCUUAACUGGAUCAUAUUAUCAAAUCUUGAACAACAAUGGCUACCCCGAUGCCGCCACCAGCCGCCGCCAAGAUACCUCCGUUCAGUCGUUCCCUGACCAAUUCUUUACGUUGGAAUCAUCUCCGGCGGUAGACUUCUCUGCCUACAACUCACCGUUUGCCGCUAGCGUGUCGUCAAGUAGCCGAAGCCCGUUUUCGCCACAAGGGUCUUCUCAAUCAUGCGUAUCGAACUUACACAACUCUUCACCAGAGAACACUUAUGGAUCACCGAUUAGCAAUGGAUUCGAGCUGGCUUUGAGAGAAAUGAAGAUGGAGCUAUUGGGACCCGGGUCGGAUUUCGAAGAUGGGUCGAUUACGAGCUCGUUUGAUAACGUGAAUAGGUACCAUAAGAUGCUUCAAAUGGGAAUUUCGAAUUUGGAUUUGAAGCAAAUGCUCAUUGCUUGUGCUCAUGCAAUGGAUGAUGGUGCUAAAGAAGAUGUACAAGGACUCAUGGAAGUCUUGCAAUCCAAGGUAUCGGUUGAUGGUGAGCCGAUCCAACGGUUGGGAGCAUACAUGUUAGAGGGCUUGCGGGCUCGGCAGUUAUCAUCCGGAAGCGUAAUCUACAAAAAGUUGCGGUGUUACGAGCCAAGUGCGAAAGAGCUCAUGUCGUACAUGUCGAUCCUUUACGAAAUCUGCCCGUACUACAAGUUUGCGUACACGUCAGCAAACGUCGUCAUCAAAGAAGCAAUGCAAAAUGAGCGCCAAAUCCACGUUAUCGACUUCCUAAUUGCACAGGGUAGCCAAUGGAUCCAGCUCAUCGAAGAUCUCGCCAAGCGGCCUGGUGGUCCCCCAAGGCUUCGCGUCACGGGAGUCGACGAUUUUGACUCGUCGUACGCCCGUGGCGGUGGGCUCUCCCUUGUCGGCGAACGGCUCACCAAGUUCGCCCAAUCUCAAGGGGUCCCGUUCGAGUUCCAUGCUGCCGCUCUCUCCGGAAGCGACGUUGAAUGGGGGAACCUGAAGGUCGAGCCUGGUGAAGCGCUCGCCGUGAACUUCCCAUACAUGUUGCACCACAUGCCCGACGAAAGCGUGAGCACGACCAACCACCGUGACCGGCUAAUCCGCUUGGUCAAACGGUUGUCCCCAAAAGUCGUAACGCUUCUCGAGCAAGAAUCGAACACAAAUACCUCCUCGUUCUCCAAGCGCUUCGAGGAGGCGCUCGAGUAUUACACGGCAAUGUUCGAGUCGAUCGAUGCAAAGCUGCCGAGGAACAUGGAUUUGAGGCGGGACGACAGGCGGAGGAUCAGUGCUGAAGAGAACUGUGUGGCAAGGGAUAUGGUUAACAUAGUGGCUUGUGAAGAUACGGAUCGGGUGGAACGGCAUGAGCCAUUGGACAAGUGGCGGUUUAGGCUAGAAUCGGCUGGGUUCACGUCUUGUCCAGUGAGUCAUUCGGUGGUGAAGGCGGUUCAAGAGGUUUUGAGCGAGUUUAGCGAGUGUUAUCGACUCGGGCAGAGGGAGGGUGCGCUUGUUCUCGGUUGGAAGAACCGGCCGAUGGUAACGUGUUCGGCUUGGAGGUAAUUAGGGAUGAUAACGGAUGGGGUUGUAGGAUUAAUGUUGUAUAACAUGUAUUAUUACUGCUUUUGGACCAAAAAUACUCACAUGUGCCAUUGCUCUUUUUCUAUACACUUGUGUUUGUGUUUUUCU
Molecule: messenger RNA, 1939 nt
Organism: Cynara cardunculus var. scolymus (artichoke)
Lineage: Eukaryota; Viridiplantae; Streptophyta; Magnoliopsida; Asterales; Asteraceae
Product: scarecrow-like protein 13
Exons: 2
Coding region: 179-1813 (544 amino acids)
Biological process (GO): regulation of DNA-templated transcription
Cellular component (GO): nucleus
Molecular function (GO): sequence-specific DNA binding; DNA-binding transcription factor activity
Source: RefSeq, a predicted model, not a curated record